AUGGGCAACCAGAAUUCCAGAGAGAGCGGUGGUUCCGGCUCCAAGAGCUCCGGCUCUGCCGGUGCUGUCGACCCGCCCCUCCAGUCAUACCCGUCCUUCAGCAGGUCCGACACGAAGGACUCGUCGCGAUCUUUCCGCUCCCUGCGAUCCAAGAUCCCCGGCAGCGGCAAGACUGACAGCCCGAGGAACUCGACCAUUUUAGCCAACGGCGAUGCAACAAAUGAUUCAAGCAAAACCGACGCCGCCUCAGUGCGGUCCGGCCGGAGUGGUAGGUCAAGCGCAUCUCGUUUAAGCCGAGGCGACCUCCCGUCGCUCAAGCAUAACCCCACCGACCUCUCCACCUCGGACUCUGCGAUUCAAGAGGACCAACCUCCGCCUUCCCCCAUCCAUGGUUCGGCCAAGGGCGGCAACCAUGAUGUGAGCGCUGCCCAAGCCUCGGGCGAGGUUGACCACGUCUCCGACCAACCCCCCUCUGCCCAUGCUGGUGUCAACACCCAUAUGCAAACUCCGGGCCAAUCCAUCUUGGUGAAGCGGGACAAUGCCAUCAAUCCCGUCCAUAAGCAGAUGGACCCCGACGCCAAAGGCGAGACAAAUUCCAAUGUAGCCAUGGCUGACAUCAAAGAUAUUGACCUCGAUGACUUUAUUAAGCGUCUUCUUGAUGCGGGUUACGCCGGAAAGGUGACCAAAAGUGUUUGCCUCAAGAAUGCCGAGAUUGUCGCCAUUUGCCAGCGUGCGAGAGAGGUGUUCCUGUCUCAGCCUGCUCUGCUGGAGCUAGACGCCCCUGUCAAGGUCGUCGGCGAUGUCCACGGACAGUACACGGACCUCAUCCGAAUGUUUGAGAUGUGUGGCUUCCCGCCCAUGUCCAACUACCUCUUUCUGGGUGAUUAUGUUGACCGGGGGAAGCAGUCGCUCGAGACCAUUCUGCUGCUCCUCUGCUACAAGCUCAAGUUCCCCGAGAACUUUUUCCUUCUCCGCGGCAACCACGAGUGCGCCAAUGUGACCCGAGUCUACGGGUUCUACGACGAGUGCAAGCGGAGGUGCAAUGUCAAAAUUUGGAAGACAUUCGUUGACUGUUUCAACACGCUGCCGAUUGCCGCCAUUGUUGCUGGCAAGAUUUUCUGUGUCCAUGGAGGUCUCUCCCCCGCCCUCAGCCACAUGGACGACAUCCGAAACAUCGCGCGACCGACUGAUGUGCCCGACUACGGCCUGCUCAACGACCUCCUGUGGUCGGAUCCUGCAGACAUGGAACAAGAUUGGGAAGCUAAUGAACGAGGAGUCAGCUACUGCUUUGGAAAACGCGUCAUCACCGACUUCUUGGCCGUUCACGAUUUCGAUCUCAUCUGUCGCGCGCAUAUGGUCGUCGAGGACGGAUACGAAUUCUUCAACGACAGGGUGCUGGUCACCGUCUUCAGCGCUCCAAAUUAUUGUGGCGAAUUUGAUAACUGGGGUGCCGUCAUGUCGGUUUCUGCCGAGCUUCUCUGCAGCUUCGAGUUACUUAAGCCUCUUGACUCGACAGCUCUCAAGAGUCACAUCAAGAAGAGUCGCAACAAGCGACAGCACAUGCUGAACAGCCCUCCGGCCAUGGUUCAGCCCCAGAGCGUAUAA
Messenger RNA from Ilyonectria robusta, 1605 nucleotides. Its product is annotated as Metallo-dependent phosphatase-like protein. Gene Ontology annotation, molecular function: protein serine/threonine phosphatase activity. The record is from RefSeq and is a predicted model, not a curated record. Gene Ontology annotation, cellular component: nucleus; cytoplasm. The coding region runs from base 1 to 1605 and encodes 534 amino acids. The transcript is spliced from 3 exons. Lineage: Eukaryota; Fungi; Ascomycota; Sordariomycetes; Hypocreales; Nectriaceae.